Mustela lutreola (European mink) is the source of this 2842-nucleotide messenger RNA. RefSeq names its product tetratricopeptide repeat domain 12 (gene TTC12). Gene Ontology annotation, molecular function: protein binding. The record is from RefSeq and is a predicted model, not a curated record. Bases 626 to 2740 code for a protein of 704 amino acids. The transcript is spliced from 22 exons. Lineage: Eukaryota; Metazoa; Chordata; Mammalia; Carnivora; Mustelidae.
UGCACCUGCUGGCUGACGGUGUGUUCGGCUCCGGUCGUGCAUCCUUACACCCCUGCGCUUGCCCGGGCAAGUGCUGAGCCUUCCUUCUGCACCGGCAACUUUGGGAAAGUCAGCUCGCUUCACUAGGCCUUAGUUCCGUGGGAGCCUUAUUAUGUUAGAGCUGGAAGGAACCCUAUCGCUCAUUUAGUUAAGCCACACGUCCCCGCCCCGGUUUUGUAGAUAAGGGGGCCUCGCAUUUACCACUCCUUGCGUUCCUGGUGCUUCAGUUAACCCCCUGGGGAGUCCUCUUGGAUCGUGUUACCUUUUCCAUAGAAUGAGUUAGGCUCAGAGAGGUUGGCGACUUUAGCUGAGGUCACACAGCUUGGAACUUGGUGGAGUCUCAAGAGUCAAGUAACUCCCACUUUGUUCAUGGCCGAGUUCAAAUUUCCAUUUAGAGGUGCUUCCACGACUGCAUUACUACUAAACCUAGUUGUAAAUCAGAAUCACCCCUGAGAGAGUCUUAAAAGUCUUUAUUCCCGGGUUCCCUGGCAGGUUGACUGACUGAGAAGCUUUGGUGCUAUAGCUAAGAACUCUGUUUAUUCAACAAGUUUGAGGAUGGUUUUCAUGGCCGGUACUCUGGUUGACAAUGGCUGACGAUCACGAGAAAGAUUUGCAGAAAUUUCUUAAAAAUGUGGAUGAAAUCACCAGUUUAAUCCAAGAGAUGAAUUCUGAUGACCCUCUUGUACAGCAGAAAGCUAUCCUGGAGACAGAAAAGAGACUACUGUUUACAGAGGAAGUCCAAGAGGAGGACGGGUGCCGGACCACUCUGAACAAGACCAUGAUCAGUCCUCUGCAAGCUCCUCUGGAGAAUGCAGAUGGGAUAAGCUCAGAAGCCUUUUUGGCAUCUAUGGAGUUGGAUGCAAGAGAACGUGCCAGGAGAAGAAGGGAAAACAAAGUCUUAGCAGAUGCCCUAAAAGAAAAGGGGAAUGAAGCCUUCGCCAGAGGGGACUAUGAAGCAGCCAUCGUGUGCUACAGCAAGGGUCUGGACAAGCUGAAGGACAUGAAGGUGCUCUACACCAACAGGGCCCAGGCUUAUCUAAAACUCGGGGACUACCAAAAGGCAGUCGUGGAUUGCGAGUGGGCUCUGAAGUGUGAUGAAAAAUGCACAAAAGCCUAUUUCCACAUGGGAAAAGCCCACCUGGCCCUGAAGAACUACAGUGUGGCUAGAGAGUGUUAUCAGAAGAUCUCAGAAAUAAACCCCCAACUGCAGGCCCAGGUGAAAGAUUACCUGAAUCAAGUGAAUCUCCGGGAGAAAGCAGACCUUCAAGAGAAGGAAGCCCACAGAUUGCUGGAUGUGGGAAAGAACACGGCCGUGACCGUCAGAAAUCUCCUGGAGACACUGUGCAAGCCCGAUCAGACCCCCUUGUUCUAUGCAGGAGGGAUUGAAAUCCUGACUGAAAUGAUGAAGGACUGCACGGAACAAACUUUAUUCAGGACACACAACGGAUUCCGUCUCAUCAGCGAGAAUGCGGUCCUGAGAAGGUGCUUUUCCACAGCAGAAAAAGAUGCAGCGGAAGAGAUGGUGUGCGUGUGUGUCCUCAGGCUCUGGCAAGCAGUGUGCACAGGGAACGAGGAAAACCAGCGCCUACUGCUGGAGAGCCCAGACCUGGGCCGGCUGCUGCCUUCCUUGCUGGCCGCCAGGGCUCUGACCGUCCGCCAGCAGAGCCUGGCCCUGCUCCUGCAGCUCACGCAGACGGACCACGGACGAGGCCUGAUCAUCAGCCACCUUGACCUGACCCGAUUUUUGGAAGCCCUGGUGUCAUUUCUUGAUUUCUCGGAUAAGGAGGCCAACUCAGCUAUGGGACUGCUCACAGACUUGGCUCUGGAAGAAAGAUUCCAAGUCUGGUUCCAGGCCAACCUCCCAGGUGCGCUCCUGGUGCUCACAGGUGUUCUGAAGAGAGACCCCAUGAUAACCAACCCCUCAGCUCUCCGCUGUUGCAUUGCCCUCAUGGGGAACCUCAGUGCUGAGGCUGCCAUCCGAAGACAGAUGUCUGCCUCUGAAGAAUUCCGGGAGGCCUGUUUGGGCCUUAUGGUCCGGUGUGAGGAGGAUGUGGACCUGUUCAGAGAGAUCUUGUACACGCUCCUGGGACUUGUGAUGAACUUGUGUCUUCAGUCUCCUAUCCUCUACGAGGUUUGGGCCUCAGAGGUGAGCAAGAGGUGCAUCUUUCUACUGAACAGCCAGGAUGGAGGGAUCCUGACAAGAGCUGCCGGCGUCCUAAGCCGCACCCUUUCUUCCUCCCGGAAGAUCGUGGAGGAGGCCCUGAGAGCCGGAGUGGUGAAGAAGAUGAUUAAAUUCUUGAAGACAGGGGGCCAGACGGCAUCACGCUACGCCAUCAAGACACUAGCUGUCUGCACAAACAGCUCUCACGAGGCGCGAGAAGAAGUGAUGAGACUGGAUAAAAAGUUCGGCAUUCUCAUGAUGCUGCUCCGCUCCGAGGACGAGGUCGUGGUGGGCAAUGCCGCCCUCUGCCUGGGGAACUGCAUGGAGGUGCCUGGCGCGGCACCCUCCCUGUUGAAGACGGACGUCGUGCAGGUGUUGCUGCGACACGCGGGGGGCGAUGCGCAGAAAACGGCCGUGCAGCUGAACGCGGGGAUCGCUCUGGGCAAGCUGUGCACGGCCGAGCCCAGAUUUGCCGCUCAGCUGCGGGAGCUGCACGGGCUGGAGAUUCUCAGCUCCACGAUGAAGUACGUCGCUCAUUAAGACACGUGGCGUCUGUGCACGUUUUUCACAAAUGCAGAGCUGGGUGCUGUGGGUGGUCCCAGUGCUAAUAAAGACUUUCCGAAUGUCCGCUCCAGAGAUGAA